GACCCAAAAACGAGGAAAUUCAAGCUAGAUCAAGCUAAUAAUACAUACCCAAUUCUCGAAUUCUCGUUCUUAAUUUUGUUCUUACGAUCCGCUUCGUGAAUCGGAUCAUUUGGUGGAUUUAUUGUCCAUCAAAUUGGUGCUCUCGUUGAGAGUUCGAGAAUCAUACUCAGAGGAAAUCCUCCAUUAAGACGAUGGUGCAAACGCGCAGUAACGCCAAUGUAGGUACUAGAGCUCCCCAACAGGGGGAGAACAGCACCACUGGAGGUCGAAACCCUCCCAUCACCACCGGGGAGGCUGAGGCCCUCAUUCAGAGGGUUGGCAUCACGGCCGAACAAUUCAAAGAGGUGCUGGCUGCACUUGCGCCCAACCGCGAGGUUGUGGUGGAAGAUGUGGCUGGGGGACCCACAGGCGGGAAGGCUGGACCUACAGGCUCCCAAGGAAAAAAGAAAAAAGUAAGGCGGUCCCAGAAGAAGAAGGCGACCAAGCCUAACGGGAAGGCUGUGAUGGCUGAUACGCUUUCCAGGCUGGAAGAAGAGGACGACUCGUCCUCCUUCGAGCGAAUGUCUGCUUUUGACCGUUUGGGAGACCCCAAGUCAAAGAAGCCUCGGACCUCUGCGUUCGAGCGGCUGCAGGACACUCGCAAGUGGGGGGUGUUCCUGGGGUCUUUCCAGAUAGAGUUCAAGCCGCGACCGGCGAUAAAGGGGCAAGCAUUAGCAGAUUUCGUGGUAGAAUGCACCGCAAGAGAAGUAGGACCUAGCGGAGAGGAACCUGAAGGAAGUUGGUGGACUGUGUACACCAAUGGAUCGUCCGCGACUGAUGCUUCGGGGGGAGGAGUCGUGGCGAUAUCACCAGAAGGGUUCAAAGCUUACUACUCUGUGAGGUUCCGAUUUAAAGUCUCGAACAAUGAGGCCGAGUACGAGGCAUUACUUUGUGGCUUAAGGUUGGCAGCCUCAUUAAGAGCUGAACAGAUCCAAGUCCGGUGUGAUUCUAAGCUCGUAGUAGGCCACGUCAUUAGAGAGUUUGAGGCUAAGGAUGAACGAAUGAAGAAGUAUAGAGACACUGCCCUGGAGUUGCUUAAAGCAUUUGGGGCGUACCGGAUAGAGCAGGUCCCUCGGGAAGAGAACGCUGAGGCAGAUAUCUUGUCGAAACUUGGUCCGGAUUCCCCGGAUCAUAUUAAGGCAAUGACCCAAGAAGAAGAGUUGCUCGAGCCAAGCAUCAGUCCCGGCCAAGUGCUGAUCAUCGCACUCAAAGAAGAGCCGGAUUGGAUUGAUCAGAUUACCAUGUACAUCCUUGACGGGUCGCUACCUGCCGACCCAAUCGCGGCAAAGGUGGUGAAGCGAUGUGCACCCGGCUACACGCUGGAGUGCGGUCGUCUGUACAAGCGAUCAUAUAAUGGUACAUUGUUGAGGUGCUUAAGAGCGGGCGAGGCACAGAAGUUAAUGGAGGAAAUCCAUGAGGGAAUAUGCUCAGCACAUCAGGGAGCCUUCACGAUGUCCAGGAAGGUAACCCUACAAGGAUACUUUUGGCCAACGAUUAUUAGAGACUGUGCAGAGUAUGUGCGCAAAUGCAAGGUUUGCCAAGAGUUCCAAAGGGUGCCGGGGCGACCGGCGACGAAUUACACCCCGAUAAGUACGGCGAUUCCCUUUGCUCGUUGGGGCAUCGAUCUGGUCGGCAUUUUGCCUCGGGGGACAGGGAACAACACGUACCUGGUGGUCGCGAUCGACUACUUCACCAAGUGGGUCGAGGCCGCCCCCGUACCUACCAUCACUGCAGAACAGAUGACGAAGUUCGUUUCCAAGCAAAUUUUGUGUCGAUUUGGGGUGCCUCAGCAGAUCAUCACUGACAACGGAACCCAAUUCGAGGCCGGAGGGUUCAAUGAGUUUCUACAGAGUUGGGGCAUAAGUCACAGCUAUGCAGCGGUCGGGUACCCUCAAACCAAUGGACAGGUCGAGAACACCAAUCGCACCAUCAUGGACGGUCUCAAGAAGAAAAUAAUGGAAUGCAAAAGUGCCUGGGUGGAGGAAUUGCCCUACAUCUUGUGGACCUACAGGACUACCCCAAGGAAGGCCACAGGUGAAACUCCUUUCUCGCUCACAUAUGGAUUUGAAGCAAGGGCUCCAGCAGAGACCUCAUUGUUGAGCUAUAGAGUGGAGACGUUUGAUGCACAAGAGAAUGAGGAGAACUUGAGGGCAGAACUGCACCUCAGUUGGCGAGUGAUGGACAGGAGGGUGGCAUCAGGUGGAGGGCAUGGGAUGCGGCGGAAGGAAGGGCGCCCUGAACCCGUGAAAGGAGAUUCGGGCCCCGUCGAAACGAAGACAAAGAAAGGCUUCCAGUCUUUGGUUGAGCCCUUCUUGUCACUCGCAAAGAGUUUACUGGAUCUCUGGGAAAGGCUGGCAUAGGACGCCCAAUCCUUAUGGCCCUUGAUCUGAGAAAUCUAAUUCAGAUCUGUGAAGAAUUUUCUUCAAGUCUUCAAGUCUUCUUCCCACCUCUGAUUCUUCACCAGCUAGAACAAGAUGCUCGAAUUGAGUCUGAAAGGGUGCUCGCCAGAAUUAUGUCGUCGGAAUUUCUCCCUGAAGAUGCUGUGGGAUUGGCGCUGGAAUUUUUUCCGGAAUUUCUCGCAAGUCACCCGAAUCUGUGCUUGGUUAUCUGAUUGAAGAUGCCGGG
Cuscuta campestris is the source of this 2664-nucleotide messenger RNA. NCBI's taxonomy places the organism in Eukaryota, Viridiplantae, Streptophyta, Magnoliopsida, Solanales, Convolvulaceae. The record is from the annotation of a GenBank genome assembly.